Molecule: messenger RNA, 2282 nt
Organism: Ananas comosus (pineapple)
Lineage: Eukaryota; Viridiplantae; Streptophyta; Magnoliopsida; Poales; Bromeliaceae
Product: pentatricopeptide repeat-containing protein At1g62680, mitochondrial-like
Exons: 1
Coding region: 141-2180 (679 amino acids)
Molecular function (GO): protein binding
Source: RefSeq, a predicted model, not a curated record
AUUCAAAGAGCCCUUAAGAAUAAAUAAAUAAAUGAUAAUAUAACAAAUAGGUGAUCAACUUUGGUUUUUAAUCUCAUUCCACUCCUCCUACUUGUUUCCCCUUUCAAUCUCCCCUGUUUCCCAAACCCCAAAAACAAACAAUGUUCUCAACCCUCCGCAGAGUCUCCCUUUACCCACCACCAUUACCACCACAAAUCGCACUCCGCCCCUCUUCGUUUCUCGCCAUUACAAUCCGGUCCCUCUCCGUCCCCUUCCCUUCUCCCUCUCCCUCUCCUUCUCCUUCUCCUCCUCCUCUCCUCGACCUCGUGCGCUCCCACCUCGCCCAUGGCGACCCCUCCGCUGCUGCCUCCCUCCUCCUCCGUCACCCCGCGCCCCCCGCUUCCGCUCUCAACCUCGUCCUCUCCGCCCUCUCCCGCUCCCGCCGCUUCGACGACGCUGCCGCCCUCUACUCCGCGCUCCGCCGCUCCGCCGUCCCGCUCGACUUCGUCUCCCUCAACAUCGUCGCCCACUGCUUCGCCCAGUCCCGCCGCUCCGACCUCGCCCGCCAGGUGCUCGACGAAAUGCGCCGGAGAGGGUUGCGCCCCGACCGGGUCUCCUUCAACACCCUCAUCAAGGGCCUCUGCAACGAGGACAAAAAGGCCGAAGCUUUGGCCGCCCUCGAGGAGAUGCGCGCCGAGGGGUGGAGCCCCGACGGGUACACCUUCUCCAUGCUCAUCGGCCUACUCUCGCGCGGCUGCGCUAACUCCGAGAGGGGUCUCGCCCUCAUCCACGAGAUGCUGCAGCUCGGGCUGGAACCCAACGAGGUGAAUUGUAACUGCGUCCUUGCAGCGCUGUGUAAGGAAGACAAGGUCCAUGCUGCAAAGGCUCUUUACGGGAGAAUGAGUAAGGUGGGUGUUGUGGGCGAUGUCGUCUCGUACACGUGUUUCCUCGAUGCGUUGUGUCGGAAGAAGAUGAUGGGACAAGCAAGAUUGCUUUUUUCUGAGAUGUCGGAGAAGGGCGUCCCUCCGAAUGUGAUUACUUACAAUGCUUUGAUCCAUGGCCUCUGCUCUAAUGAGCAGAUGGAAGAUGCGCUAGGAAUCGUACACCAGAUGUUCAACGAUGGUCCCAAACCAAAUAAAGUUACGAAAACUAUCAUAAUGGGCACGCUUUGCAGAGACGGCAAGGUAGAUGAGGCGCUGAGGCUUUUGGAGUGCAUGAAUGAAGAUGGUCUAAUACCCGAUAAAUCAAUGUAUGGAACGCUGCUCGAUGGAUUGUGUAGAGGAGGCAGAAUGGAGGAAGCCAUUGAGCUGCUUGCUAAAAUGGAAGCUUGUGGGUCCAUUGAUAUCGUUUCGUACAAUAUAUUGAUAAGCGGUUUCUGCAAAAUGGGGAAAAUGGACGAAGCCAAGAAGCUUUUUUUGGAUAUUACCAACAAGGGUUAUAAGCCUGAUGUUAUAUUGUAUACUACCUUGAUGCAUGGGUAUUGUAAGAUUGGACAACCCGAAGCUGCGCAGGCGCUGGUUACCGAUAUGGGGGAACACGGCCUUAAGCCCGAUGUGAUCACAUACACCACCUUGCUAGAGGGUUUUUGUGAAAUGGAUAAGUUUGAGGCUGCAGAAGGACUACUAAGUGAUAUGGAAAAACAUGGUGUUGAACCGAAUUCAGUUAUUUAUACUACGUUGGUUUUUAGCUUGUAUAGGUUUGGUAAUCUUGAUCGUGCUCAAUAUUUUUUGGAAGAGAUGGAACAUAAGGGGCAAGAGCUAAGUGCGAAGACUUACAAUAUACUUUUAAAUAAAAUGUGCCGAAUGGGGAAAUUUCAACAAGCUGAGAAAAUACUCCGAUGUAUGCCUGAAGACAGAGUAAAAGCCGAUGGCAUCAUAUAUUCCUAUUUAUUUAAGAGUUAUUGCACAAAUAUGCAGCUUCAGAAAGCCAAAGAAAUCUUAAGAAAAAUGACUGAGGACUGUGUCCAAUCCAAUCUGGUAACUUGUCAUUCUAGCUUGCAGGAGUUUUGCAGCGAAGGUGAACUUCAGCAAGCCGUCAAUUUGCUGAAUAAUAUUAUCAAAGAGGGCACUAUACCGCCUACAGCUGCUGUUUCUCUCUUCUUAGAACAUCUUUCUGAGCUCAACCAACUUGAUAGUUUCUUAGAUAUGCUCCCAAUCACUUCUAAAGAUGAGGAAAAGAUGGAAGUUGCCAUUGUUGGAUGAUUUAAUGAAGAAACUACUUGAGAGGAAUGAUACUGUAGAAUGAAAGGCUUAUUAUUGCUUUGUGACAUAUAUGAAUAAGAAAAGUUUUUUGUUUUAAAAAUA